UAAAUUACAUAGAACAAUUACGACAUGAAUUUCUGGAGGGUAUGUCUAUAGGAUAGUUACAACAUCUUUAAGGGCUCCUCGCGCUUUUCUGUUAUCCCUGCAACAUUCUAUUAUUGUUUUUUUUUAGCUAUCUUUUUGUUGUCAAAUAAAAUAAAAUCAUAAAAUCAAAAUCAUCUUAUUGUUUAGAAAAUGUAAAAUUAUGAUACUAGUGGAUAUGAUAGCCUUUUGUCUCAUGUAUCCAAAGUCAGAAAUAUUGACUAAAAAACGAACAGCGUGUACUACUUAAGAACACCGUGUAGAAAGUCAAUGUUUUCAGUCAAUUUCGUUUUUGAGAUAAGUAUAUGAGCGUGUAGUCGUACAUUUUUAUUAUUUCAACAUGAAAUUUUCAUCAUAAUCUACUGAAAGAAUAUACUUUAAUCCUUUUAAAGAAACUUUUAUAAAAAUUUUACUUUGUUUGAUUGUAUGAUAUAAAAAAGACAGUUUAAGUAUGGGAUGAUCAUUUUUCCUUCAUAUAUUUGCACUUUCUCGACUAGUUCACUUUGGACAUUUCUUAACUCAUUCUAGGGAAAGAACCAUUAAGUACUAAUGGUGAAUGGCCAGCGGAUAUACCAUUUCAUAUCAAAGCAUUAAUUCGUAAAUGUUUACAGUGGAGACAUGAGGAUCGAUAUACAUUAGAUGAACUCCAACAUCAAUUUGAAAAUGAUUUAAACAAAAUUGAACGAGAGUUAGAUAGUGAAACAAAACGAGAGCGCAGAAGAAAACGAACGAUAAGAUCGAUGUUUUUACGUUAA
Molecule: messenger RNA, 791 nt
Organism: Didymodactylos carnosus
Lineage: Eukaryota; Metazoa; Rotifera; Eurotatoria; Philodinida; Philodinidae
Source: the annotation of a GenBank genome assembly